Messenger RNA from Populus trichocarpa (black cottonwood), 1834 nucleotides. RefSeq names its product defensin-like protein 1. Gene Ontology annotation, biological process: defense response. The transcript has 2 exons. The record is from RefSeq and is a predicted model, not a curated record. Lineage: Eukaryota; Viridiplantae; Streptophyta; Magnoliopsida; Malpighiales; Salicaceae. The coding region runs from base 1289 to 1513 and encodes 74 amino acids.
GUUGAUUUGAUUCUUCUGACACCAGUCUCUGGCUAGAGACCGGUUAGUCAAGCUCCGAGUCAAUUAAUUCCAAGUCAAUCCACUUAACCUGCUUGGCUUAAGUUAAAGAGUAAAUGUCUCACAUGGUACUUAAAUAAAUUGAUGAAAUUAAAUCAUGAUCUAAGUAUUUUAGUGAUUUUUUCAUAAAUUAAUAAUCGUAUCAUAUCAACAAGAACUGACCUUGUUCCUUAAACAUUACAAACACUAAACUAAUGAAAAAAAAUAAUAAUAAUAAACUAUAUACUAAAUGAAACAAGACUAACUUGGAACAAAGAUAAAAAAUAUAUAUAUAUUAUACAAUCUGACAUUAAAAGAUUGAUUCCUUGUUUAUACAAAAUGUUGUUAAUUGUUUUGCUCCAAUUAACUAAAUAGAUUAAAAAGAAAAUCAUAAGCUUGAGGGUGAGAUUUCUUUUUAAAAUACAUAUAAUAAUUAAAUUAAAACAGCCAUGAAGCACAAGAGGUCGAUGUGUCAUAAAAUUACACAACCAAGCAAUAUAAUCGAAGAGCCUAUCAAUAUUAGCCUUGGCCAAAUGAUCUGCUACCAUGUUACUUUUCCGUAAGCAAUAUGACCAGAGGGGGGCCUAUCAAUACUUGAGGUCUGUUGUGUUGUAUUUCUUUAUGUUCUUUGAUCAUACCAACAAGGCAUUUAUAAUCCCUUCUUCUUUUAUGGCUUGGUUGACAGUGAUAGUGUUGUGACCUUGUCUUAAGAAAAUCAUAAAUUUGAACUUCGUUUCGCCCUUGACUCAUUUGAACAUGUGCUGACAAAGUUAUGGGACAAAACAUUACAAGGAUAGAAGAAUGGGAUGAAAGAAUUGAGGAAUUUUGAAAACAAGAAAUUAAAGAACAGGAAAGGAAAGGAGGAUAAAAGCUAGAAAUAUACUCUUCUUCUGUGUUGAUGAAUUCAUCAGGAUCUAGUUUGAAUACAAGAAAUUAAAGAAAAGUAAAUAUAUAGUGAAAGAGAUCGAGCUCUGUGAUUUUUCCCAUGUAGUAUAACCAAGCAGUGAUCCUGCACGCCAGAACAAAACAAACUCAUGAGUGGACAUGAGGUGGAUGAGCAUGAGGGUGUCUGCUUUGUGCAUGUGAGCAUGUUCUUACUUUUAACACUUUCAAUGUAUUUGUCUGCCCUUACAGCAUGGAAAUUACAGUCCCUCAUGUGGCAUCCAUAUUCUAGGCAGCAUAUAAAUGAGUAGAGUUCAUUUUACAGUGAACGAUCGAGCUAGCUAGCUAACGUUUUAAGCAAACUAAAGACAUGGAGAUCAAGAGAUCCUUUGGGCUUUUCUUCUUGCUCCUCAUUGUCUUGGCUUCUCAGGUGGUGGUGCCUACUGAGGCAAGGGUGUGCCAGUCACAGAGCCAUUAUUUUAAAGGCCCAUGUGCAAGGGACCAUAACUGUGCUUGGGUGUGCAGGAAUGAAGGUUUCUCUGGUGGAAGAUGCAAAGGGUUCCGUCGCCGCUGUUUUUGCACCAAGCUUUGUUAAGUUAAGCAAAGAAAAUGCAGUGACCAUUACUACAUAUGGCCAGUCUUUCUAGUCAUGUGUUAAGGUUGCCAAGCAUGCUUUUUGACAUGAAAAAAGCACUAUCUUAAUAUCCUCUGUUUGGGCCUUUUUCAAAUAAGUGUUUUUGUUUUGCUUGUUCAAUUAGCUGAGUAUCCAUAAGUAUGUCAGCAUCACUUGUGUUAGCUUGCUCUUCAGCUAGGCAACUUGCUAGCUUUAGAACCUGCUGCUGAUCGAUGAUGCUGGGGUUAAUGUCAAUGUUGGUUUCGUUAUGUAAUAAUAAACUCUCCCUUCUUGUUCGAGGAA